Messenger RNA from Diospyros lotus (date-plum), 3975 nucleotides. RefSeq names its product subtilisin-like protease SBT1.7. The transcript has a single exon. Gene Ontology annotation, molecular function: serine-type endopeptidase activity. The coding region runs from base 1427 to 3727 and encodes 766 amino acids. The record is from RefSeq and is a predicted model, not a curated record. Gene Ontology annotation, biological process: proteolysis. Lineage: Eukaryota; Viridiplantae; Streptophyta; Magnoliopsida; Ericales; Ebenaceae.
UGAACUGUAUGAUUAUUCUGGGUUACAUGGUAAAAGACUGUUGGUACCAAUGUAGAGUAUCUCAUUAUCAGGGGCGGAGUCAGGAUUUUGGUUCAGUGGGGACGAACUUAAAUAAAAAAAAAUAUUUUAAAAUAAAAUAAUAAUGAUAAUAUUAAAAUAUUUUUUUUUACAAUUGUUUCUUACAGCUUUUCAUACUAGAAAUUGCAAUUAUUUAAGAAAGUUUCAUUGAUUAUUUGAAUCUUUAGACUCGUCAUGACCACGAAAAGCUAGUUCUUGCCGUAGAAGAAGUCGAACACAAUUAAUUGAUGCAUUUAGACGAAUUUGAUAAUCACACAAUAUUUAUUCUAACUGUCUGAAAAAAACUAUCUCAAUAUUUUGCUCUUGAUUCAUUAAGGUUUCACAGUUGUUUCGAAUUUAAUUGUGUGUACUGUUAGUAUCUCCAACAUGAACUUAAAGUCUAUUUCUUUUUUUAAAUUAUUGAACCCUUCUUUUAUAAAAGAAUCAAUAUCUCCUUGUUUCUCAUUAUUUAUUUUAAAAAGAUAACAGUAUAAGUAAAAUGAGACAUCUUUGCUUAUACUAUAUUCCAAUCAAUCACCAAAUUCAUUGAAUCAAGCUGGAAUGAAUCGUAUUGAUUUCGAGACUGACAUAGACCUCUUUACAAGUAGACUCUUUUAAUUUGAUCUUGAAAAUUAACAUUAUAAUCCAUUAUUGUAGUUCUUAGCCUGGGAUCCAUAGAAAGUUGUGCAACACCAAUUUGCUCAAUACUUACUUUAUUAAUUUGUUCAUUUUCUUCAAUCUAAAUUUCCUCCAUGUUUGCUUUCUUUGUUUCACAAUUUUCUUUAAUACUUAGUUUUAUUUGCAUCAUCAUUGUAAAAAAAUAAAAUUAUGAGUAAAAAAUGUUGUCAUGGUUACUACUAGGCCAUUAUAUACUUGUUUUUUUCAAUACUUAUUUUUUUAUUUCUAGUAGUAAAAUAUAAUAUAAUUUUUUUAUUUUUAAUUAUAAAUUAUUGUAAAAAAUAAAUUUAAAAAAAAAAAUCUGCCCAGUUGCCCCCACUGGGCCUCAGGUGGCUCCGCCACUGCUCAUGAUGGCUUUAUAAUGUGAUCCAUUAGGUUGUAUGCCAGUGGAGGAAAUCCAAAUUCCUCAGCUAUCCCUGUUGCCAAAAAUGAUUUAAUUGGUCCUACACUUAGUUUUGGGUGAACAUAACAAUGUAUGCAGUAUCUGCAGCCGGCCAUAUGGAAUAUAUAGUAGCUAGAUGUCUGUUUGGUAAUGCAUGUUGAAACAAGAUUCAGUGGGGCUACCAUUUCCUGACUUAUUCUGUAACCUGUUGGUUUCAUCGUGAGAUUUGUUUGGGCUACAUGCUUGGGAACCUAUAUUAAUUUGAAUUUCAUUUUGCUGAUUACUUGAAAAACUUGUUAUUCGGAAACAAUGGAAUGCUUCCUUUCUUUCAAGCUCCUCUGUGUUUUCUUCCUUUCAAUUGGUAUCUCAGCUGUCCUUGCAGAUGAUAGAAGGCCAUACAUUAUCCAUAUGGAUAAAUCAGCAAUGCCUGCUCUAUUCUUGGAUCAUCAUAAUUGGUACAUGUCAAUUCUCUCAUCGCUCUCUUCGCUGAAUGGUGUUCUUCCAAUCCAUCUCUAUACCUACAAUCAUGUCUUGGAUGGCUUCAGUGCUGUGCUAUCUGAGUCUCAGCUGGAGCAGGUAGAGCAAAUGCCUGGUCAUGUUGCCACAUUCCCUGAUACCUUUGGGAAGCUUCACACUACGCAUACCCCAAAGUUCCUUGGCAUGGAAAAGCAUGUUGGAUUAUGGCCCCGAGCCAAUUUUGGCGAUGGCAUGAUCAUUGGCGUGAUUGACACUGGAAUUUGGCCUGAGAGCGAGAGUUUCAGAGAUGAUGGCUUGCCCCCAGUGCCAGAGAGAUGGCGUGGGGGGUGUGAAUCUGGAGUAGAGUUCAACUCUUCUUACUGUAACCGGAAACUCAUUGGAGCCCGGUAUUUUAGCAAGGGGAUGAAGGAAAGAGGCCUGAACAUAUCCACGACUGAUGACUAUGAUUCUCCAAGAGAUUAUGAAGGACACGGGACGCAUACUUCGUCCACUGCGGCUGGAAGUCCUGUUCGGGAUGCCAGUUACUUCAACUAUGCCAAGGGAACAGCAACCGGGAUGGCACCCAAGGCCCGGCUUGCCAUGUACAAGGUACUGUUUCUCAAUGACACAUAUGAAUCUGCUGCGACAGACACAUUAGCUGGGAUGGACCAGGCCAUGGCUGAUGGUGUCGACAUCAUGUCUCUGUCCUUGGGUUUCUCUGAGACUCUUUUCGACGAAAACCCGAUUGCAGUGGGAGCUUUUGCUGCCAUGGAGAAGGGGAUCUUCGUGGCUUGCUCAGCUGGAAAUGCCGGUCCUCAUGGCUAUACCAUCCACAACGGAGCCCCCUGGAUCACUACUGUUGGAGCCGGGACCAUUGAUCGCGAUUAUGCUGCUGAUAUCACACUUGGCAAUGGCAAUCUAACUGUCGGUGUCAGUGUCGGAGGUAAAUCUAUCUACCCAGAAAACUUGUUGGUUUCCAGAGUUCCCAUAUACUUCGGCAAUGGAAACAGAAGCAAAGAAAUCUGCGAUGACUACACUCUCGACCCUAAAGAGGUUACGGGGAAGUAUGUAUUCUGCGAUUUCAUCGACGAAAAUUCAGGAGUUAAUUCAUAUGAAAUAAGCAGAGCAGGGGCUGCAGGAGCCAUCUUCAGUACAGACUCCCAAAUUUUUCUCCGCCCAGCAGAUUUCUAUCUGCCAUUUGUGGCAGUGACUCGGAAAGAUGGAGAUUUGAUCAAAGACUACCUAAUCAAAACGAAGAAUGCAACUGUCAGUGUGAAGUUUCAGAUAACAGUGCUGGGUUCUACGCCUGCUCCCAUGGUGAUGUGGUUCUCCUCCCGAGGACCGGACCUUAAAUCGCCAUGGAUUUUGAAACCGGAUAUACUGGCUCCCGGAGUAGACAUAUUAGCUGCAUGGGCACCUAACAGAGGAAUUGCACCUAUCGGGAAUGACUACUUGCUCAGUGAUUUCGCGAUUGUUUCUGGCACGUCCAUGGCGUGCCCCCAUGCUGCUGGUGUGGCAGCGCUGCUGAAAGCAGUCCACAAGGACUGGAGCCCGGCUGCCAUUCGAUCAGCCAUGAUGACCACAGCAUAUGUUGUUGACAAUACCAAUGGGUCAAUCAUAGAUAUGACCACGGGAGUUGCUGGGACUCCUCUUGACUAUGGGGCAGGGCACAUAGCCCCUGGCAAGGCCAUGGACCCAGGACUUGUAUAUGACAUAGAAGCAGAGGACUACGUCAACUACUUGUGUGGAAUGAACUACACAACAAAGCAGAUCAAAGUCAUCACCAAGAGAUCAAAUGUUAGCUGUGAUCAAGCCAGCCUUGACCUCAACUAUCCUUCUUUUAUGGUCAUCCUCAACAACACCAACACUACGAGUUACACGUUCAACAGGGUGCUGACAAAUGUAGCAGAUCGUGGCUCAGUCUACCAGGCGGUGCUGAAAGCUCCGUCCGGCAUGAAAGUCACCGUGGAGCCACCGACAGUAGCCUUUUCCGGGAAAUACAGCAGGGCCAGUUUCACCAUGACAGUGGAGGUUAACGUUGGAGAUGCCAACCUAGAAAGUGAUGACAUAGUGAACCAUGGGUGUCUAACGUGGAAUGAGGUCAAUGGCAAGCAUGCAGUGAGGAGCCCUAUUGUUGCAGCUUAUGCACCUUAAUAAGAGGUAAAUAAAUGGUUUAUAACCAAGUAAUCCCCGCUAGGUUGUCUCUUCUUUACGUGUUUUGCACUAGCAGCUGGGUUAUAUAUUGGGUAUGCAUAUGAAUCUCUUUACCCAGAAGAUAGUCCAUUUUUGUGUCAGCUCUGCCUGAUGAUCCUUCAGCAGCACCUGCACUUAGUUCUAAAUUUUAGCUCUUCAGCUUUUGUUUAGAAUUUAUAUUAAAAGAUAAAACAAUUUUUAUGUUUGAC